This is a messenger RNA of Vitis riparia (riverbank grape), 1678 nucleotides long. RefSeq names its product cysteine synthase. The transcript has 11 exons. Gene Ontology annotation, molecular function: cysteine synthase activity. Gene Ontology annotation, cellular component: cytoplasm. NCBI's taxonomy places the organism in Eukaryota, Viridiplantae, Streptophyta, Magnoliopsida, Vitales, Vitaceae. The record is from RefSeq and is a predicted model, not a curated record. Bases 21 to 1193 code for a protein of 390 amino acids.
AAAACCUCUCUUCUCCUCCAAUGGCGGUUUCUGGUCUCCUCCCUCACAUUCACUCAUUCCCAAGCACCUACCAACCUCUUCGCGUUGCAUUUAGGUCUCCCAAAUCCCCAUUUUCCAAUGGUGGAUUUGCCACCAGACUCGCGGUAAAGGCCGAGGCCAAAGCCAAAGCCAAAGCCAAAGCCGAAGCCAAAGCCAAAGCCAAAACCAAAACCAAAACCACAUCCACAGCCACAGCUACCUCCGUGUUCGAAGACACUCACACCGUCAACAUUGCCGACGACGUCACUCAGUUGAUCGGGAGAACACCAAUGAUUUAUCUCAACAAGGUUACACAAGGCUGUGUGGCAAAUAUUGCUGCUAAACUCGAAUCUAUGGAACCUUGCCGAAGUGUCAAAGACAGAAUUGGUUAUAGUAUGAUAUCAGAUGCUGAAGAAACUGGAGCAAUUUCUCCAGGGAGGAGUAUAUUAGUUGAACCAACAAGUGGUAAUACAGGACUUGGUAUUGCAUUUGUUGCGGCCACUAAGGGAUACAAACUUAUAGUCACCAUGCCUGCAUCCAUAGACAUUGAAAGGCGGAUUCUCUUACGUGCAUUUGGAGCAGAGAUUGUUUUGACGGAUCCCAUGAAAGGUAUAAAAGGGGCUGUUGAUAAAGCUGAAGAAAUUGUUCAGAGUACGCCAAACGCAUACAUGUUUCAACAGUUUGAUAAUAUGGCCAAUGCAAAGAUACACUUUGAAACUACAGGUCCAGAAAUAUGGGAGGAUACUGUGGGUAGUGUUGACAUAUUUGUUGCUGGAAUUGGGACUGGUGGUACUGUUACAGGCACUGGACGCUACUUGAAAAUGAUGAAAAGAGAUAUCAAGGUAGUUGGAGUAGAACCUGCAGAUAGGAGUGUAAUAUCUGGAGAUAACCCAGGUUAUGUUCCAAGCAUUUUGGAUGUUAAAUUGCUUGAUGAGGUUCUAAAGGUUACAAAUGAUGAAGCUGUUGAAAUGGCAAGAAAAUUGGCAUUGGAGGAAGGCUUGCUGGUUGGUAUUUCUUCAGGAGCUGCUGCCGCCGCUGCCAUAAGCAUAGCCAAAAGGCCAGAAAAUGCAGGAAAACUCAUUGUGGUUGUAUUUCCAAGUUUUGGUGAAAGGUAUAUCCCCACCAUUCUUUUCCAUUCUAUCCAUGAAGAGGUCCGAAAAAUGGAACAUAGAUAGCAUGAACUAUUCCAGAAGUAUAAGCAUUCUCGACAUCACCCCCACAUCCCCAAAUGAAAGAGCAGCCACCAUUUACGUUUGUCUGAGUUUCAGGAAUUAGGGUAUUAAGAGAAGCGAUUCAAGUUCAGAAGAAGACUUCACCAGUGCUUCAGGGCCUUGAUGAGAAUGGAACUGCGGUUGAGAUUGAGAUUGUGUUCUCAAUGUGCCGCUUCUCCAUUUCUUCGUGGAUUGUGUUUGGUUCUUUUCUCCAGGAAAUAUGAUCAAAUUUGAUUGUUUAUCCAGAUGCAAGCUGCUAAUAAAGCCGGUAUCUGAUAUUGGAAGAUGUAUGAAUCGGUCUGAGUUGAAGAGGCAGCUUUUAUAUAACAGGGCUGUUUGAUAUUCAGAUUUUGUAAUUUUUAUCGAUCAUCUGACAGAUUGCAGCAUUUUGCAUACAAAAUUUCAGUGGCAUUUCAUAAUAUAUGGAAAAGUGAACUUGUAAAAUCAGU